UCCGUGGCGGCACUUCAUAGUCACAGUCUCCGUCAGCAUCAUGGCCUACAAGCAGCUGGUUGUUGUUGCGGCCUUCGUGGCCGUAGCUCAUGCCGGAGUCAUCGGCCCCGUCGGGCUUGGUGGCCUCAUCGGCAGCCCGCUCGGCCCCAACAUCCUCACCGGCCAGGCCCUCUCCGGCUCCAUCCUCGGCGGCCACGGCGGCUACGUGAACGGCCUCGUCGGCGCCCCCGGCCUGGUUGCUGCCCCCGGUGUCAUCGGCCACGGCCCCGUCGUCGCCGCCGCCCCCGCCGUCAUCGCCGCCCCCGCCGUCGAGCCCUACGACCCCCACCCCCGGUACCAGUACUCGUACGGCGUGUCUGACCCCCACACCGGCGACUCCAAGAGCCAGACCGAGGUCCGCGACGGCGACGUCGUCAAGGGCCAGUACUCCCUCAACGACCCCGACGGCACCCGCCGCACCGUGGACUACGUCGCCGACCCCAUCAACGGCUUCAACGCCGUGGUGCGCAAGGACCCCCUGGUGCACCAGGUGGCCGUCGCCGCCCCCGCCGUCGUCGCCGCCCCCGCCGUGGUAGCCGCCCCCGCCUACGGCCACCUUGGCCUCGGCCACGCCGGUCUGGGUCUGGGUCUCGGCCACGCUGGCCUGUACUGAGGAGUCGUCCUGCCCUGACGUCUCUCACUCUCCCUCUUUUGUGAAGCACGCCAAGACUAAAAACCAAAAUAAAAAAUAUUUAUGGAA
Messenger RNA from Thrips palmi, 739 nucleotides. RefSeq names its product larval cuticle protein A2B-like. Gene Ontology annotation, cellular component: extracellular matrix. The coding region runs from base 41 to 652 and encodes 203 amino acids. The record is from RefSeq and is a predicted model, not a curated record. Lineage: Eukaryota; Metazoa; Arthropoda; Insecta; Thysanoptera; Thripidae. The transcript is spliced from 2 exons.